Laccaria bicolor S238N-H82 is the source of this 1221-nucleotide messenger RNA. Its product is annotated as aspartic peptidase A1. The record is from RefSeq and is a predicted model, not a curated record. Gene Ontology annotation, molecular function: aspartic-type endopeptidase activity. Gene Ontology annotation, biological process: proteolysis. NCBI's taxonomy places the organism in Eukaryota, Fungi, Basidiomycota, Agaricomycetes, Agaricales, Hydnangiaceae. The coding region runs from base 1 to 1221 and encodes 406 amino acids. The transcript has 9 exons.
AUGACCCUUACAUCUUUCCUCUCUUCGCUUCUUUUGCUCGCUUUGCUCGCUGCUGCCAAACCAGUCGUCGUGAACCGAUUCCCGGUGACGCUGCCGUUGACCAGAUUCAUCAACUCCACCGGUGUCUACAACCUCCUGCAACAUGAUCAGGCUCGCGCACAAGUGUUCAAGUUAAAGAAUCGUGCCCUUGGGAGAGGCAGCGCUCCGGCCGCCAUAAUCAACGAGCCGAUUACUAAUGCCUUCGUCUAUUACUUACGCUGCAUCGGUUGGCGUUGGCAGUCCAGCUACAACUUCUCCAACACCUGGCUUGGCGCAGGAAAAAAGUACGUACUUAGCAGCACUAGCAAAUUUACUGGCGAUCUCGUGUACGUUCGCUAUGGAUCUGGCUUCUUCUCAGGAUCGGAGUGGAAUGAUACAGUCACAAUUGAACCUGGUUUGGUCAUUCCUAAGCAAUCAAUUGGCGUUGCAGUGGUGAGCAGUGGAUUUAAAAAUAUCGAUGGCAUUCUUGGUGUCGGCCCGGUUGACUUGACAGCAGGCACUUUGACAACUAAACCUGGGUCCACAACCAUCCCAACGGUAACUGAUAACUUAUUUAAGAAUGGCGCCAUCACUUCGAACGAAAUUGGUGUAUUCUUCGCACCGAUCACUCAAGCACCUGGUCAGGGGGGGGAAAUUACCUGGGGCGGAGCUGACACGGCUAAAUUCGACGGCUCAAUCAACUACACUCCGAUCACUGGAACCUCGCCCGCUAGUGCUUACUGGGGAAUCGACGAGUCUAUCACCUAUGGAGGGACAACGAUCCUCGAAACUACGAAAUACUCAAACUUCUGCACAGGGACUACCUUGAUUCUGAUUGCCACCGAUGCUUAUAAGAAGUACCUCGUGGCUACUGGCGCCACUUUCGACAGCGCCACUGGUCUACUUACUAUCACCCUCGCCGAAUACAACAAUCUACAGAACUUGGUCUUCACCACCCCGGACGGCGUCCAUUACACGCUCAUCCCAAAUGCCCAGAUCUGGCCCCGUUCCCUCAACGCAAACAUUGGUGGAACUCCAGGUUCCAUCUACCUCAUCAUCGGCGACAUUGGCAGCAACAGUGGGCAAGGGCUUGAUUUUAUUAACGGUUUCGCAUUCUUGCAGCGUUUCUACUCAGUCUACGACACCGGCAACCGGCGCGUUGGACUUGCAACUACACCUUUCACGACGUCGACUGCUAAUUAA